AUGUCUAUCCAGAUCAUCCCCGCUACCAGAGAUGAUGUCCCCGAAUUACUGGGUCUCAUUAGGGAGCUGGCAAUCUACGAAAAGGCUGAACAUGAAGUCAAGGCUACUCCCGAACUCAUGACCAAAGCAGUAUUCGACGACAAGUACGCCGAAUGCUUGAUUGCCCGCAAGCUACCGAAGGAUGGUGCUGCUGGUAGAGGCGAAGCUAUCGGGAUGGCUUUGUAUUUUUUCACCUAUUCUACCUGGCUGGCUGCACCUGGUCUCUACCUAGAGGACCUGUACGUCAAACCCAGCGAACGGAACCUCGGCCUCGGAAAACGUCUUUUCGGCGAGCUCGGGGUCAUCGCCAAAGAGAAAGGCUGUCAACGCAUGGAAUGGAGGGUCCUCAAAGCUGGUUUCCAUUGCUCGUCGCCGAAAAGUGUUCGUGCUGAUCAGCGUGUACAGUGGAACGAGCCGUCUAUUGCCUUCUAUACCCAGUGCCUCAAAGCCGAUCCUCAAUCUGAAUGGGAGGGCAUGCGUAUUGAAGGGGACGAGAAGAUUCAAAAGCUCAUCGACGACUUCCAGAAGCCCUAG
Molecule: messenger RNA, 573 nt
Organism: Cryptococcus amylolentus CBS 6039
Lineage: Eukaryota; Fungi; Basidiomycota; Tremellomycetes; Tremellales; Cryptococcaceae
Exons: 6
Coding region: 1-573 (190 amino acids)
Biological process (GO): protein acetylation
Molecular function (GO): N-acetyltransferase activity
Source: RefSeq, a predicted model, not a curated record